This is a messenger RNA of Penicillium bovifimosum, 1482 nucleotides long. RefSeq names its product Transferase. NCBI's taxonomy places the organism in Eukaryota, Fungi, Ascomycota, Eurotiomycetes, Eurotiales, Aspergillaceae. The record is from RefSeq and is a predicted model, not a curated record. The annotation marks the transcript as partial. The transcript is spliced from 3 exons.
AUGUUGUUCGGGCGCAAACCUGCCAUGGAGCCGAUCCCAGGCGACCGAGUGCAGCCGCUGCAUUUCUUUGAGAAUAGCUUGCUAGUGCAGGGAAACAAUAUGGCUGUGUCGCUGGUGUUUGAUGCGGUGCUAGACCCGGAGAUAUUGCGCCAGUCUCUGGAGGGCCUGGUGAAACGAGAUGGGUGGCAAAGAUUGGGAGGAAGACUUAGGAAGAACGCGUCCGGCAAGAUCGAAUGGCACAUCCCAGCGGAAUUUACAGCCGACAGACCUGCAAUCUCUUUCGCGCAUGUCGACCAUGGUAUCGCUGCCGCUGCACACCCGGCAGCCGCCAAGAUACCCACGCCACAGGAUCGACCCUGCGUCACCGGUGACCCGGAUGCCCUGGAAGGUCUGGCUUGGGAGCCCGGUUACAAGCCCAAUGGAAUCAAUGACUAUCUCACCUCCGAUAUUCCCGUCUUGGGACUGCGCGUCAACUCUUUUACCGACAAAACUAUCGUGGUCCUACAAUGGCAGCACGUCGCUUUUGACGCACUGGGCAUGCAGUAUGUCGUCGAGGCCUGGAGCUUGAUGCUUUGGGGAAAGGCGGAUGAGGUGUUGACCCCAUGUGGUCUUGAUUCAGAUCCAUUCGACUGUCUCGCGACGGGUUCACGUCCCGUGUCGGAGAAACACAUCCUCGCUGAGAGAAAGGUCGGACUGGGGGGCUUGUUGCGGUGGGGACUUGGUUACGGAGUCGAUAUGGUUGUCCGCUCGAAGGAGAACCGCAUGGUUUGUAUUCCGGAGAGCUACUGGCGACCGCAGUUGGACAAAGCUCUGGAGGAGCUUCGCGCCGAAGCGCUUGCAAAUGGCGAAGAUGUAUCGAAAGUGUUCUUGACCGAGAACGACGUUCUGACGGCCUGGAUCUUACGUUGUACCGUUGCCGAGAUGGGAAUGAGCCCUGGGCGAACGGUAGCUGCAUCGAUUGCCAUGUCGCUUCGCAAGCAUUUCGAGGGCGACCUCUUGCCGGCCGCGACUGAACAUCCUUACGUUGGAAAUGCCUUCGGUUGGGCCAACGUCCUCGUCACUGCGGGCGAGGUGACUUCCCAGCCGCUGAGCUGGCUCGCACGGCAGGUCCGGCGCGCCAUCAACGAGCAGGGGACGCGGGCUCAGCACGAAGCUUAUUAUGCUAUGGUUCGCACGUCCGGCACUGGCCUGCCCAUCGUCAUAUUUGGAGAUGGAGGCAUGGCCCAAGUCGGGUUCUCCAAUUGGUCCAAUGCCGGUCUGUUUAACUUGGACUUCUCUCCUGCCCGCCGAGGGGGCCAGGAUGACAGUGCGCCGUGUAGGCCCUCGUAUGUCCAGGAAAAUCACGGCCCUGUCAAGCCUGCAGAUGGAUUCUUCAUUCUGGGAAAGGAUGACAAGGGUAACUAUUGGACGUCCGCAUGCAAGGUUAAGGGUCAGUGGGCGAAGUUCGAGGAGCAGCUGAAGAAAUUCGACACAUCUGACACG